GUAAGUUGAAUGAUAAAGGCUGGUGAAUACAAUAAAAUGGCUUACCAUCGAAUGGUCCCAAAUAUAUUUUUCAAAAAUCACACAUUUUUUCCUCGCUUGGUUUCUGCUUUAACGAAAAAUAGGAUAAAUACUCGAGCUCUUUCAAACGAGAAAGGGUUUUGGAGUUCAAUUGUUGCUGGCGGAGCUGAAUCCAGAAGCGAAGCUCACUCAAAGAUUUUAGCAAAUAAUAUCCUCUACGAAUUUCAGUUUCAUCAUUUAAAGCCAGAAAGAGUUGGUGAUUAUUCAAAUUUAGUGGCCUCAGAAUUACCUCGUAUAAGUGAGGAUCCAGAUUUUCCAGGCACACUUCUUGGUAGUUGGACAACAUUAUAUGGGCCCUUAGAUAGUGCAGUUCAUUUAUGGGUGUAUAAAGCUGGUUUUGAAGAUGUGACAAAAGCAAAACAUUAUCUCCAUACAAAUGAGAAAUUUGUGAAGUUUGCAGAGGAGAGAGCACCAAUGCUUCACAAACGCUACAAUCAACUUAUAUGUGGCUUUGAUUUUUGGGGUGAACCACAACUACGUGAUACAAAAAAUCUUUAUGAAUUAAGAACAUAUCAUUUAAAGCCAGGUUGUCUCAUUGAGUGGAAAAAUAACUGGAUGAAUGCAAUAGUUCAUCGUCAACAAAUGAACGAAGAUGUUGGAGGAUUUUUUACUCAGAUUGGAGAAUUAUAUGUAGUGCAUCAUCUGUGGGCAUACAGCAAUCUCACUGUUAGGAAACAAACCAGAGAAGCAGCCUGGAAUAGUCCUAACUGGGCUGACUGUGUGGCAAACACUGUUCCUUUGGUCAGAAAAAUGGAAUCUAGAAUCAUGCUUCCUACCAGCUUUUCACCUCUAACAUGAACGUCUAUUUAAGAAAAAACCUGCAAGUUCGAUUCCACAAAUGUUGGUCAGUCGUAACCUAUAAGGUAUCCAAUCUGGCCCGCAUGUCAGAGAUUUUGCUGCAGUAAUUUUGGUGUUUGAUGAAACCAUAUGGUGAUAUAAAGAAAUUUUGCAUAAUUAGCAAUGAUCUGGGUUGGGUUUCCAUUCUGCUCUCUCUUUACAUAAUUCCAAAUCAACAGACAUUUCAGUACCACUGCUAAAACUGAAACUUGUAUAUAUUUAAACUGAGCUAGAAUAAAAAUAUUACUUUAACAUGG
This is a messenger RNA of Dendronephthya gigantea, 1172 nucleotides long. Its product is annotated as protein NipSnap homolog 1-like. Gene Ontology annotation, cellular component: mitochondrion. Lineage: Eukaryota; Metazoa; Cnidaria; Anthozoa; Malacalcyonacea; Nephtheidae. Bases 10 to 876 code for a protein of 288 amino acids. The transcript is spliced from 8 exons. The record is from RefSeq and is a predicted model, not a curated record.